AUGGAAGAGGCUGAACUGCUUGUACUCAAAGUGCUCAAGCAGGUCAUGGAGGAGAAACUUGAUUCCAAGAAUGCACAAUUGUCAAGCGUGACUAAAGAGCAUGGAUUCAAGAUCUACAAUGAUCAGGAAAUGGCCGCUGUUGUCGAAAAACUAGAAGCACAGGCUGGUCCAGAUGAGACUGCAACUGCCACUGCCACUGAUCCCUUAGAGUAA
Messenger RNA from Sugiyamaella lignohabitans, 213 nucleotides. RefSeq names its product proteasome core particle subunit alpha 5 (gene PUP2). NCBI's taxonomy places the organism in Eukaryota, Fungi, Ascomycota, Dipodascomycetes, Dipodascales, Trichomonascaceae. The transcript has a single exon. Bases 1 to 213 code for a protein of 70 amino acids. The record is from RefSeq and is a predicted model, not a curated record.